ACGGAACCGGAGGACUGGAAUCUACAGGCUCUGUGCAGGCGCCGGCCCGGAAGCGAGAGACGGGGGUCUGUCAGGGAGGCCUGUGGCCCCGGGGCCGCUCAGCCUCUCGGCGUUAAUGCUAGGAUCGGCCGCUGUGGGGUUCGUCAUGGCGCUGGCCCCACGGCUCUGGCGCCUUCUCCCUCUGCGACGCGGAGCCGCCCCCGACGCCUGGAGCCUGAAGACUCGGGGCAGCCACGAACACCGCGGCACCCGGCCGUUCCGCGGCUGCGAGGUGAUAGGAAACUCAAGAACCAUCAAGAGAGGACUUUUAUUCUCAGCUUUGUCUUAUUUGAGUUUUGAAACCUAUCAAGCCAUUUGUCAGGCUGCUGUGGUUCAUGCCAUAGACAAAGUUGAAGAAGUACUUGAGCAAGCAGACUACUUGUAUGAAAGUGGAGAAACAGAAAAGCUCUAUCAGUUGCUAAUCCAGUACAAGGAAAGUGAAGAUGCAGAGUUACUGUGGAGGUUGGCCCGUGCAUCUCGUGGCAUAGCUCAGCUUAGUACAACUUCAGAAGAGGAAAAAAAAGUUUUGGUGUAUGAAGCCCUAGAGUAUGCCAAAAGAGCAUUAGAGAAAAAUGAAUCAAGUUUUGCUGUUCAUAAGUGGUAUGCAAUCUGCAUUAGUGAUGUUGGAGACUACGAAGGCAUCGAAGUUAAGAUCGCAAAUGCCUACAUUAUCAAGGAGCACUUUGAGAAAGCAAUUGAACUGAACCCUAAAGAUGCUACUUCAAUUCACCUUAUGGGUAUUUGGUGUUAUACAUUUGCUGAAAUGCCUUGGUAUCAAAGAAGAAUUGCAAAACUGCUGUUUGCAAAUCCUCCUAGUUCCACCUAUCAGGAGGCCUUGAAAUACUUUCACAGGGCUGAACAAGGUAAAAGUUUGCCCAAAUCUACUUUAGAAGCUCCUCCUGUGUUAGCGACUUCUACAUCUCCCACUUCAGCCUUCUUACUCCAUACUCACAACAUUUGUGUGUGUGUUCAAGGCUGUAAAUAUGGUGGAUCCAAACUUCUACAGCAAAAAUUUGCUACUUUUAGGAAAAACAUACUUGAAGCUAAACAACAAAAAGCUUGCUGCUUUCUGGCUAAUAAAAGCCAAGGAUCAUCCAGCACACACAGAGGAAGAUAAACAGGUAAAACAUCUCUAGUAAGAUACAGACAGAAGCUGCUCAUUUGCUUACAGGUUUGUGACAAGAACUGAGAACUUUUCAGAGAAGAAAACAACUUACCUAAUUCCUUGCCUUUUCAUUGAAAUAUAAAGAUGAUACAUUAACCAUAAUAGUUCUAUCACUUUUUUUCCACCUCAGUACUUUUUUUUUUUUGUCUUUGAGACAGGGUCUCCUUGUAGCCCCAGCUGUCCUG
Molecule: messenger RNA, 1389 nt
Organism: Nannospalax galili (Upper Galilee mountains blind mole rat)
Lineage: Eukaryota; Metazoa; Chordata; Mammalia; Rodentia; Spalacidae
Gene: Rmdn1
Product: regulator of microtubule dynamics 1
Exons: 11
Coding region: 116-1156 (346 amino acids)
Cellular component (GO): mitotic spindle pole; cytoplasm; spindle microtubule
Molecular function (GO): microtubule binding
Source: RefSeq, a predicted model, not a curated record